Oncorhynchus keta (chum salmon) is the source of this 1599-nucleotide messenger RNA. RefSeq names its product progestin and adipoQ receptor family member 3-like. Lineage: Eukaryota; Metazoa; Chordata; Actinopteri; Salmoniformes; Salmonidae. Gene Ontology annotation, molecular function: signaling receptor activity. The transcript has 7 exons. The coding region runs from base 291 to 1229 and encodes 312 amino acids. Gene Ontology annotation, cellular component: membrane. The record is from RefSeq and is a predicted model, not a curated record.
AAAUAUUUAUUUAUUUUUAAUUUUAUUUUUUUACUCAGGCAACUCAAACGAACGAACUUUACUGGGUCCAUCGCUGAUGACGUCAGAGGGACGGACGAUUUGGAAGAUGGAAACCUGUUUGUGUUUUUGAUGUGUCUACUUUUGUUGUCAACUCUCUAUCUCUAUUACGAGAUCCAAAUAAAUGUACAGUAAUUCAUACAAGAAAUGUGUGAAUGGCUCUAACUACGCGUACACCAAACUGAAAGCAGAUGACUGUGAUACAGCGGUGACACUGUUCCUGUAGUUUCACCAUGCCUCAGAAGCUGAUGAAGAGUGCCCACUACAUCGAGCUGGGGGGGAGAUACCAGUACUGGCCCGUGCUGGUCCCCAGAGGGAUAAGGCUGUACACAUACGAACAGAUCCCAGUGUUCCUGAGGGAUAACCCUUACAUCACAGAUGGCUACAGAGCCUACCUGCCCUCCAGGCUAUGCAUCAAAAGUCUGUUCAUCCUGUCCAAUGAGACCGUGAAUAUCUGGAGCCACCUGCUGGGCUUCCUGUUGUUCUUCACGCUAGGGAUCUACGACAUGGCGUCUGUGCUGCCUGCCACCAGGGCCUCCCGGGAGGACUAUGUCAUCUAUUCCAUAGGACUCUUCUGCUUCCAGCUCUGUAUGUUGUGCUCCGUGGGAUACCACCUGUUCUGCUGUCACCGAUCGGAGAAGACCAGUCGUCGCUGGAUGGCUCUGGACUACGCUGGCAUCUCCAUAGGCAUCCUGGGCUGCUACGUACCUGGGGUCUUCUACGCAUUCUACUGCAAUAACUACUGGCGUCAGGUGUACCUGGUGACGGUGCUAGCUAUGAUCCUGGCGGUGUUCUUUGCCCAGAUCCACCCCCACUACCUCAGCAAGCAGUGGCAGAGACUCCGCUCCGCUCUCUUCUGCAGCGUGGCCGGAUACGGCCUCAUCCCCACCGUACACUGGGUCUGGCUCAAUGGGGGCUUCUCUUCAGACCUCGUACAGUCUUUUAUUCCUCGUGUUCUGGGGAUGUACGCGAUCGCUGCCGUAGCCUUCGUCUUCUACGUCUCGAAGGUCCCCGAGCGCUACUUCCCAGGUCAGCUGAACUACCUGGGCUCCAGCCACCAGGUGUGGCAUGUUCUGGUCAUCGUGAUGUUCUACUGGUGGCACCAGGCUGCCCUCUUCAUCUUAACCCACCGCCACAGCCACCCCUGCCCAGACUACACGGUGCACACCUAGGACUGCCCAGAGUAAACUGCCCCCAGCGUGACUAGGACUGCCCAGAGUAAACUACCCCCAGCGUGACUAGGACUGCCCAUAGUAAACUGCCCCCAGCGUGACUAGGGCUACCCGGGCUACCCCAGCAUGACUAGGGCUACCCCCAGCGUGACUAGGACUGCCCAUAGUAAACUGUCCGCCCAGCGUGACUAGGACUGCCCAUAGUACACUGCCCCCAGCGUGACUAGGACUGCCCAGAGUAAACUACCCCAGCGUGACUAGGGCUACCCCCAGCGUGACUAGGACUGCCCAUAGUAAACUACGCCCAGCGUGACUAGGACUGCCCAUAGUACACUGCCCCCGUAGCGUGACUAGGACUGCCCAGAGUAAA